AUGGAAUCCACCACGCCUUUCAAGGAGAGCUAUGAACUUGGAUACGCUCAAAUCCAACUGCGAAAUCUCACCUUUCCCUUCGCUCGUGACAAAGAACUGGCCGCUGUUGAUUGCCUAGCAGCCAUCUUCAAGGAAAGGUGUGAUCCGGAUGCCAUGGAAAACCAAAUUCCUGUCUUUGUGUCACCAAGUGAGCUUGCUCUUAUACUCACGCAAACACCAGGGAUCGAGUUGGAGACUUUGGCUCAUGGUCAGCCUCCUUUUCCGCGGCUAAAGCCGACUGGAAAUGUGCGUUGUUUACAUGGUAGACAACGUUAUGAAGCAGCCAUGCGGAAUUUCGGACCUGAAAAGUGGUGGAGUGUGCGAAUAUUUCGUAUACCGGAGGGAAGCGAUCCGGAGAUUUUGCUCUUACGUCACAUUGAUCAUAGCUCUCAUCAGAUGAAGCUUUCUGAUGGCGACGUAUUUCGCCAUGUCUUUGCAUGCCGACGAAUGCGCCAGCGUGAAAACGAGAAUUACUGGCACCUGCACUUGUCUAAAGACAAGAAAGGGGCUCUCAAGAGGAUACUGGAAGAUGAAGUAAUGUCUGAACUGUUGUACGAGUUAACGGAUUACCCUGGUCUUCGCAAUGGCUGGCAACUUGGCAACAUAGAUAAGCACUUUGCUGACAGGUGCCCUGAAGAAAUAUACAAUUAUCUGCGCCACAUCAAAGAGACCUGGAGAAAAAUUACCCUGAAUAAUUCGGAUGUACGUAUGGCAACUGAUAAUGAAACCGUCAAAGAGCUUACACUCCUAUGCCCGUCCGCAAGCUAUGCCGACAACGAUAAGGUACGGCUUCUCAUGCGAUCUGGAAAGCUUUUCGGCAGCAUUUCAGAUUCUCAUCUACGCGGACAAAUUGAGCAGCAGCUGCUCGGGAUAGGCGUAGUUAUUCCAAGCAUUGAGACCUUUCACGGCAACAUGAAGUAUUUGAGAGUUGACCAAGACACGAUACUCAGAGCACAUGACCUACAUUUGAGCUCCACGAGCACUCCAGCAGCGUCCGUCGAAAUACAACAGCAAUCUGCGAUUACGGACCUUGAAGGAUUAGAUGUCUCAUACAGCCAAUUGGGCUCAGAUUCUGCCGUGAUUUCUGCCGCACAGUCUGCUCUGAAUCGAAGGCGUAUGCGGCAGCCACAAUCCGAAAGCCCGCCGUCCAUCCUCGUCCCGGAUGUUCAACAAGCAUCGUCUCCGAGCAAUUGUUCGUCGCUUGACUUGACUGAUUGUCCACUUAAUGAGGACGGAUCUACUCCCAGCUUCGGUACACCUCCCAGAAGAACUGUAACUACCUCUAUCGGCAGCCAAUUGACGCAAGAUUCAGCAACAACAGGUCGUACGAUGAUCUCACCGGGGGACAUAAUGGAGUACAUGAGAAUUGAUAAGGUUGGAAACAUGUAA
Messenger RNA from Metarhizium brunneum ARSEF 3297, 1428 nucleotides. The record is from RefSeq and is a predicted model, not a curated record. NCBI's taxonomy places the organism in Eukaryota, Fungi, Ascomycota, Sordariomycetes, Hypocreales, Clavicipitaceae.